AUGGCCGCCCGCAUCAGCUUCGCCCUCUUGGUUCUUUUCGUCCUCCAGGCGACGUCCGCCCUCGCCGCCGUCUUCUCGUGCGUCGGCGGCACGGUCUUCAUCAUCGCGCACCCGGACGACGACCUGUUGUUCCAGGCGCCCGACCUCCAGACCGACGUCGCGAGCGGCGCCUGCAUCACGACCGUCAUCCUCACCGCCGGCGACUCGGGCACGUCCGGCUCGAGCUACGUCCUGAGCCGCGAGCAGGGCAACGGCGCCGCGUACGCCCAGAUGACGGGCGUCGGCAACACGUGGACCGAGUUCACGACCUCGUUCGGCGGGCAGCAGGUCCUCGUCACGACGCUCGUCGGCGCGCCCCAGAUCCAGCGCGUCCACUUCCGCCUCCCCGACGGCAACAUGGACGGUUCCGGCUUCCCGUCGACGGGCUACCAGUCGCUGCGCAACCUCUACUUUGGGUCGAUCUCGUCCAUCCGCAACCAGCCCGGCACGGCCACGUUCACCUUGUCGACGCUCAAGGCCGCCCUCGCCGAGAUCCUGACGGCCCGUCAGCCGUCGUGGGUCCGCACGCUCGACAACCUGUCCGACUUUGACGCCGGCGACCACGCCGACCACCUCGCGUCGGCCCGCAUCGCGACCGACGUCGCGAGCCAGUUCUCGAACGCGUCGACGGCUGGCUACAUGGGCUACCCUGCUCAGAACUUUGCGCCGACGAUGGGCCUCGACGACGGCUCGUUCAUCGCCAAGUGCAACGCCUUCUUCGCCUAUACGCCGUACGACAGCGCCGAGUGCCAGUCGCUGUCGGAGUGCUGGAGCGCCGGGCGCGGCGAGGUGUACUGGCUCCUGCGGCAGUACAUCGUCAGCGAGGACCUCGCCGAGCAGUCGUACAUCGGCUCUGCCGAGAUGCCCGUCGUCCUGCCCGAGGACCUCGACAACGUCGCGCCGCUCGGCCAGGUGUUUGCCUCGAGCGCGUCGGGGAUGACGGUCACGAGCGUGUCGCCCUCGACGGGCUCGGCCGGCCUCGCCGAGUUCAAGGCGUUCGGCGAGCUGUGCUCUGGCUGCACGCCGGGCAGCUCGAUCGACGACGGCGCGACGACGACGACGACGAGCUCGGGCGUCGUGUCGGGCAACGGCGCGUACGCCGACCUCGCCCUGUCGGCGCACGCCUUUGCGUCGUCGAGCUUUGCUCAGCAGGGCGCCGACCGCGCCGUCGACGGCGUCAUCAGCGGCUAUCCGCUCAACUCGUCGGCCGAGUGGGCGUCGUACAACGAGCGCACGCCCUGGAUCAACCUGACGUGGGACGCCUACUACAUGGUCGCCCAGGUCUCGCUGUACGACCGGCCCAACCUCGUCGACCAGAUCACGGGCGCGGUCCUCGUGUUUGACGACGGCUCGUUCGUCAGCACGGGCGCGCUGUACAACGACGGCUCGGCGACCAACAUCUCGGUCCCGGGCAUCGUCACGACCUCGAUCAAGAUGCGCGUGACGUCCGUCUCGCCGUCGACGGCGGCGUGUGGCCUGUCCGAGUUUGCCGUGUACGGCUCG
Messenger RNA from Rhodotorula graminis WP1, 1542 nucleotides. RefSeq lists its product as uncharacterized. Gene Ontology annotation, molecular function: hydrolase activity, acting on carbon-nitrogen (but not peptide) bonds, in linear amides. The annotation marks the transcript as partial. The record is from RefSeq and is a predicted model, not a curated record. NCBI's taxonomy places the organism in Eukaryota, Fungi, Basidiomycota, Microbotryomycetes, Sporidiobolales, Sporidiobolaceae. The transcript is spliced from 5 exons.